AUGGUAGCAGCAAUGAUGAACGUUGACUUUCAAAACUGCUUCUUCUUCUUCAUCCUCCUCUGCUUCUUCUCACUCUUUUGUUACUCUCUCUUCCUCAGGAAACCAAAGGUUGGCUGUGAUCUGCCUCCGAGCCCUUGGUCUCUGCCCAUAAUCGGCCAUCUUCACCUUCUCCUCUCUGUUCUAAUCCACAAGUCUUUACACAGACUUUCCUCCAAGUACGGACCUCUUCUUCAUCUCCGCAUCUUUAACUUCCCGUUACUCGUCGCCUCCUCAGCCUCAGCGGUCUAUGAGAUCCACCGGACGCACGACAGGAUCGUCUCGUCUCGUGGCCUCCCUCCGAUCGAGGAAUGCCUUAUCUUUGGAUCUUCCAGCUUCAUCAACGCUCCUUAUGGAGAUCACUGGAAAUUCACGAAGAGACUCAUCGUCACGAACAUGCUCGGAACGCAGGCACUCGAAAGGUCACGAGGUGUUCGCGCAGACGAGCUAGAGCGGUUUUACACAGACCUGGUGAAUAAGGCGGUGAAAAACGAGAGCGUUGAGAUCUUUGAGGAAGCGAUGAAGCUCAGUCACAGCAGCAUUUACAGGAUGAUCAUGGGGAAGAGCUUUCCAGAGGAGAAUGGUGAGACGGAGAGAGUCAGGGGGUUGGUGGCGGAGUUUGUUUCCUUGACGAAGAAGUUUGUUCUGGCAAAGAAGCUUGGGGUUUCUCUGUUCAGGAAGAAUACAAUGAGUGCUUCUCACAGAUUCGACGAGCUGCUGGAUAGGAUUCUUCAGGAACACGAAGAGAAUCCUGACGAGCACCAUGGCACGGAGAUCAUGCGUGUAUCUAUGAAAGCUUGUCGAGAGACAAAGAGGAUCACUAGGAGUCAUAUCAAGUCGCUUUUUGUGGAGCUGUUCCUUGCAGGCACUGAAACCUCAGCGCAAGCAAUACAGUGGACAAUGGCAGAGAUCGUUAAGAACCCUAAGGCUCUUGUGAGACUGAGAGAAGAAAUCGAUUCGGUAGUUGGGGAAACAAGGUUGGUGCAAGAAACCGAUCUACCGAACCUUCCUUACUUGAAAGCUGUGGUUAAGGAAGGGCUGCGAUUGCACCCGCCAUCGCCUCUCUCGGUAAGGACGUUUCAAGAAAGAUGUGAGAUCGAAGGGCUCUGCGUACAGGAGAAGACAACACUUGUUAUCAAUGCUUAUGCUGUGAUGAGAGAUCCUGAUUACUGGGAAGACCCUGAUGAGUUUAAGCCGGAGAGGUUUCUAGCUUCUUCAAGAUCGGAGCAAGCAGAGGAGAGUAGAGAGCAAUCACUCAAGUAUAUUCCUUUUGGAAGUGGAAGGAGAGGCUGUCCUGGAGCAAAUCUAGCUUCCAUCUUUGUUGAAACUGCAGUUGGAACGAUGGUGCAGGGCUUUGACUGGGGAAUCAAAGGAAGGGAGGUCAAUAUGGAUGAGGCUAUCGGAGGAAUGAACCUAACCAUGGCUCACCCACUUAAACUCACUCCGGUUGUUCGAACUUCAAAUCUGCUGAUUCCCAGUUUCCUAUAA
Messenger RNA from Microthlaspi erraticum, 1524 nucleotides. Lineage: Eukaryota; Viridiplantae; Streptophyta; Magnoliopsida; Brassicales; Brassicaceae. The record is from the annotation of a GenBank genome assembly.